ACAUGCACACUAAAGUAGAUACUUCGACUUGUAAAUCUCGCGAUAACUUGAUCCAGUGUUACCCAUGGUUUACCCCUCCCUGAGUCCCUGGGCCGGUGCUCAUUGGUCUCUGGAUCCACUUCCGACUGAGCAUGUGUGUAGCAGCCAUUAGCUAUUAGCAUCUAGAGAUGGCCGCAGACAAGCAAAACGAAGCCAAAAUUGGCUCCAUGGAUGAAAAAAAAAAGAAUUCACAAGAUGGAGGACUGAAUCUGGAAAUUUUGCAAAUAAUCAAGGAGUCUCAGCAGCAGCAUGGGCUCAGACAUGGAGACUAUCAGAGAUACAGGGGCUACUGCUCCCGUAGACUGCGUCGUCUGCGUAAGACUCUUGGCUUCAAGAUGGGCAAUCGGCACAAGUUUGUGGGGAAGAAAAUAACUGUUGAAAUGCUUUCUGAUAGCAGGUACCUGUUGCUGGUUUUGAUGGAGGCAGAGCGAGCAUGGAGUUAUGCCAUGCAGUUGAAGCAGGAAGCCAACACGGAGCCCCGUAAACGCUUCCACCUGUUAGCACGUUUGCGUAAGGCUGCCAAACACAGCGAGAAGCUGGAGAAGCUCUGUGAGAGUCCCCGGGUCGAUGCCAAGACUAAACUUGAGGCGCAGGCCUACACUUCUUACCUGUCUGGUAUGGUGGAGUUUGAAUUGCAGGAGUGGAAACCUGCCAUGGAGGCCUUCAACAAAUGCAAGACCAUCUAUGAGAAGUUGGCUAGUGCGUUCACUGAGGAAUUGGCAGCUCUGUAUCGCCAGCGUGUGGAUGAAAUUUCACCUAACAUCCGAUACUGUGCUUACAACAUUGGUGAUCAGAAUGCCAUCAACGAUUUGAUGCAGAUGAGACUAACUGGUGGAGGAGGAGGCAUGAUGGCUGAGAAACUGGAGUCCCUGAUCACUCAGGCUAGAACUAAGCAGGCAGCCACUAUGAGUGAGGUGGAGUGGAGAGGACGGUCGGUGCCUGUGAAGAUGGACAAGGCCCGCAUCUUCCUGUUGGGACUGGCAGACAAUGAGGCUGCCAUUGCUCAGGCAUCCAAUGAGGAGACCAAAGAGCAUCUAUACGAGACGCUGCUGGCCGAGUGCAGAGACACCAUCCAGGCUGUGAGAGAGGAGCUCAAGAGUGAAGCGAAGCAGCGAGACAGGAGCUCUGAUGCUGACAGUGGCAAAGUGUCAAACCUGCAGUUCCUGCACAGUUACCUGACCUAUAUCAAGCUGUGCACGCUGGUGAAGAGGAACGAGAGCAUGGCCGACACUCUGCAGGCUAAACUGAAGGAACCUGAAGCUGAUGAGAACAAGAGAGGGCCCCGCCCACAGGACCUCAUCCGCCUUUAUGACAUCAUCUUGCAGAGUCUGGCUGAGCUCUCCACUCUGCAGGGUUUGGAGGAUGACCACACCUUCCAGAAGGAGGUUUCCCUUAAGAUACUGGUCUACAAGGCCUACAGGUGUUUCUUUAUAGCUCAGUCUUAUGUGCUGGUGAAGAAGUGGAGUGAGGCGCUUGUGCUGUACGAGAGAGUGCUGAAAUAUGCCAAGGAGGUGCAGUCUAAGGCAAAGAAUCUCAACAACAGCCUGAAGGAUCUCCCUGAUGUUCAGGAGCUCAUUGCUGAGGUCAAUGCUGAAAAAUACUCCCUCCAGGCCGCUGCCAUUUUAGACACUGAUGAGACCGCUGAAGUUCCCUCUCAGCAGCAGGUGAAAGACAACACGCCCCUCUGCAACCGUCUGGAGACCUUCCGUUUGGAUAACAGCCUCAUAGGAAAGCAGCCAAAUCUGGUCCAGUUCCCUCCUGACUUCCAGCCAAUCCCUUGCAAGCCACUGUUCUUCGACCUCGCUCUAAACCACGUGGUCUUCCCGCCGCUAGAUGACAAGGUGGAGCAGAAGGGCAAGGGCGGCCUCACCGGCUACAUCAAGGGCAUCUUUGGCUUCGGCAGCUAAAUCAGUCCCCGGGUUUUGGUUUCCACGAAGGCUCCUGAGUUCACCAUAAACAACCAGACUCGGGUCAUGGUUUAUUUUAAUAAUUUCAACUUCUAAAAUGAUAUAAUUAUUAGUAGCUAAGUGCAAGAAGAGUGGAGUUUGUAUCUGCAAGGGAGGCAGAGUUGUUCCAAUAUUUCAACAAAGAUCGAAGAAAAGUAAUUGAAUUAGUUUAUAGUAGCAAAAUGACCCAAGUCUCUGUGCCACCUUCAGAAAUAACAUCCAGCUGUAUGGGUUCAUAGCUGAAAGGCUGCCUCCUUUACAGAGCCAUCAAAAUGUCUCUGUUACUUUUAAGUUUUACAGGAUAUCAUGCCAUGAUCUCUAAGUACAGCCAUGUUGUCGACCUCAGUCUUUGUAGAGUAAAAAAUAAGCCACGUAGGCUCCAUUAAUUAGUUAAAUUUUUUCAAAUGUUUUCAAAGCGCCUUCUUCUAAUCAUGUCUCUUUUUAUUUGUGAGUUUUCUUUUUCAUUUCUUAACAUAAAAGUAAUUUUCUACAUCACCUUAACUGACUUAAAAAAGGCAGUGCCCUCCAGAUACCCUGUCAUUUUGCUUUGAAGAGCUGAAGCUAAUUUAUCAUUCAUCAUAGUUUCAGAACACUUGAACUGUCACAUCUCUUCCAGUCACCUUUUGCUACGUUUUAAUGUGUACAAGGAAUGUCAGUAAUGUUACCAAGGCCUCUUCAAACAGAAGGACAGGAUCAGAACUUGCAUUAACAAGGCAAUGAAAAUGCUGAGUGGUUUAGUGUUUGAGUUUUUAAGGUUGUCAACAACCUACACAGGUUGCUUCAUGUGUUUGGCUGGUGACUACAGAGAAAGAUGUCUCUUCAAACUCCAAUUAGCCCCAGCUAUAUUUUUAUUUUGACUUUUUCAGCAGAAUCCCAGAUGUUGUACAAAAACAACAACUAUCCAUCAUGGACUCUAGGGAGCCACGCCUGUUUGUCCGCCAUGGGUAGGACUCUGUUAUCAUCAACACCGACAUGUCUGAUGAUAGACUACAGUGCUAGAAAAACCUUAUGUUAUCAUUUGUUUGCAGCUGUGAUGUCAGCUACGAUACACAGUUCCUGUGAUUCUGAGGGGACCUGUUUGUUUGUUUUUUGUGAAACCUGGCGUAACAUCAGAUAGAGGUUUAUAAAAGUGUCAGUCACCAGCUAGUACAUUUAAGUGUUUUGUUCACUCAUUUUAAAGAUUGUUUUUAUUUGGCCUAAACUGUUUCCCCUCUCAGUGUUUUUUGUUAAAGGAUCGGGAUGGAUGUGCUGGAAUGACUCCAACCCUUUACCUCCAAUAACCUGGGAUUCAAUAACAGAGUGUGGACAAGUAAUUCAAAAGAGAAAUGAUGAGAAGAUGUGAUUUAAUUUAAUUCCCAGGCCUGAAUAAAAAUAAAUCUGCACCAAAAAACUUA
Notolabrus celidotus (New Zealand spotty) is the source of this 3379-nucleotide messenger RNA. RefSeq names its product signal recognition particle 68 (gene srp68). Gene Ontology annotation, cellular component: signal recognition particle, endoplasmic reticulum targeting. The record is from RefSeq and is a predicted model, not a curated record. Gene Ontology annotation, biological process: SRP-dependent cotranslational protein targeting to membrane. Gene Ontology annotation, molecular function: signal recognition particle binding; protein binding; 7S RNA binding. Bases 168 to 1946 code for a protein of 592 amino acids. NCBI's taxonomy places the organism in Eukaryota, Metazoa, Chordata, Actinopteri, Labriformes, Labridae. The transcript is spliced from 16 exons.